GGAUGUCCCGUUCUCCAUUGUUUACUUCCCCCUGUUUGCAAACCUGAACAAGCUGGGCCAGCAGGACCCCAGCACCAAGGCUCCCUUCUACGUCUCCUUCCUGUCGGGGUGCGUGGGCGGCAGCGCCGUGGCCGUCAACCCCUGCGACGUGAUCAAAACGCGGCUGCAGUCCCUGCAGAGAGGAGUGAACGAGGACACCUACUCAGGGAUCCUGGACUGCACCAAGAAGAUCUGGCAGAAGGAGGGGCCCACGGCCUUCCUGAAAGGGGCGUACUGCCGCGCCCUGGUCAUCGCCCCGCUCUUCGGCAUCGCCCAGGUCGUCUACUUCCUCGGCAUCGCGGAGUUCCUGCUGGACAGGCUGCCCAAGCCCCGGGCCUAG
This is a messenger RNA of Merops nubicus (carmine bee-eater), 379 nucleotides long. RefSeq names its product mitochondrial glutamate carrier 1-like. Lineage: Eukaryota; Metazoa; Chordata; Aves; Coraciiformes; Meropidae. The annotation marks the transcript as partial. Gene Ontology annotation, molecular function: L-glutamate transmembrane transporter activity; L-aspartate transmembrane transporter activity. The record is from RefSeq and is a predicted model, not a curated record. The transcript is spliced from 4 exons. Gene Ontology annotation, biological process: aspartate transmembrane transport; malate-aspartate shuttle; L-glutamate transmembrane transport.